Molecule: messenger RNA, 369 nt
Organism: Gloeophyllum trabeum ATCC 11539
Lineage: Eukaryota; Fungi; Basidiomycota; Agaricomycetes; Gloeophyllales; Gloeophyllaceae
Exons: 2
Coding region: 1-369 (122 amino acids)
Source: RefSeq, a predicted model, not a curated record
AUGCCCGUGGAUGGCGACCCUGCCGCCCAUGUUACGUCCUAUCAAGAAGCUGUCAGCCAUCUCGCUACCACUGGCUUCGACAUUCCUGCUUUUGUUACUGCCGCCAUUCUUCUUUCCACUCUACCAUCUGAGCCUGGUGACCCGGAUUCUUGGAACCAGUUUGUCGCCGGCAUCAAGAUCAACAAGACCACCACUCUCUCCACCAUCGUCAAUGCUAUCUUGGAGGAGAAGCGUUGCCAUACUGAGCCUUCUGUCGAGGUCGAGCAAGAUGAGUGGGUCGAUGAAGUUGAGCCAGAAUGGGGUCGAGGUGUGUCGGCAGGAGAUGGUGGUAAUGGCAUCUCCAAUGGGCUAGUAGACAUGCAACUAUGA